AUGCCGGUCAAGCAUAGUACCCUGGACUGCACCGCGCAAGACUCCGGCGCCUGGCUGCAGAAGCACUUGGAAAUCCUAUCCUAUCUGCAGAGGCAGACAAUGGCACCGGCAAAGUGGCACCCACUGCCCGAGGCGGUGGCGCGGGCAGCUCGGGCGCCAGGAGGGCGGCUCUUACCCGGAGGCUGCCGAGCUGUAGGCGGUCGGCCCCGGCGGCGUCUGGAAUCCAUCGGGCGCUGCCGGGCUGCGCGCACCCUCGGCUGCUGGUUCGGGCUCAUGUUGCUGGAGGAACCGGGUGGGAAGCACGCGGCCGCGGUCGCCCGGGUAGAGCAGGCGAGCGACUCCCCGCAGGAGUGUGAGCCGCGACGGGGGGCUCGGCGCCCUGGCUCCUUCUGGGCUCCCCGCCGGCUCCGUAGGCAGCCACGAUCGGCACCCGGGGCGAGCUGCGGUGGAGUCGCGGCGGGAGCCCAGGCCGCUGCGGACCCCGCGAUCCCGCAGUCGGCGACUGGAGCCCACCUCUGCAGAGACAAAGCCAUCCGAGGAUUCAGCAAGCACCAAAGCCAUGGAGGGCAGAUGCUGGAUGUGCUAUCUUGUGCACUGUAUUAAACACCACGUUAUCACACACGUGAAUGGGCAAGCUGGUGUUCCUUCCCUGGUCAGGAAGUUUACAUCGCCCUGUAUGUGUGAAACUGGGUAGAGAGAUCGUUCAGUUCUAAAACAUUCUAGAAACUAAUCUCAAUUUGUCUCCACAUCAUCUCCCCUCCACCCAAAUAAAAGCAGACUUUAUCACC
Messenger RNA from Alexandromys fortis (reed vole), 788 nucleotides. RefSeq lists its product as uncharacterized. Bases 1 to 603 code for a protein of 200 amino acids. The record is from RefSeq and is a predicted model, not a curated record. The transcript is spliced from 3 exons. NCBI's taxonomy places the organism in Eukaryota, Metazoa, Chordata, Mammalia, Rodentia, Cricetidae.